This is a messenger RNA of Triticum aestivum (bread wheat), 1813 nucleotides long. RefSeq lists its product as uncharacterized. The record is from RefSeq and is a predicted model, not a curated record. The coding region runs from base 447 to 1496 and encodes 349 amino acids. Lineage: Eukaryota; Viridiplantae; Streptophyta; Magnoliopsida; Poales; Poaceae. The transcript is spliced from 3 exons.
AUCCGCCUACCCUAGCAGACGGGGGAAAUCAGGCGACCUGCGGUGCUGCGCCUGCGCGUGUAUCUGAUCGCUGCGAAAUUAGGGUUUCUCGACCUAGCGUGGCUGCUAACAUGAAUUUCUUUUCUUCCCGCAAAAAAAAACAUGAAUUUCUUUUCGGUGGCGCGGGACUGAGACUGGACCGUUUGUAAUCAUGUCCCCGUUCUCAACUGCUAGCAGCGGUCUGUUGCUUCGGUGCUCUCGAGUGAAAGCUGGGGACAGCGCCGAGAUCUGUGGCACCGAGAAGCUUUUUACACUCGAAAUUUGCGCCCUGUGUUGCCGGUUUGAUGGUGUUUGUUCAUGACGACAAUGUUAAUAUAGGUUUAAGCCUUAUUGUGGUAGUAUUUGCUGAUUUUGUUGGCGUUAUAAAGUUGCAUACCUAUGUGUAAACGUUGUUACGGAAUCAUAAUAUGGUAGUUUGGCAUGGUAAAACCUUACCUGAUGAUGCAUUCAUUUGGCCUAGAUUGAUAAUUUGGCCGUUCAAUCUUAGAAUAAUUUUCACAAUUUGUUACCAACGUUGUUGCUUUAGUAUCUUGCACAUUCAGGUUAGAAUGAGGCGGCAGGGACAGGGACAGGGACAGGGACAGGGGCAAUACGGGGAUCCUAACAUCAAUUCCAUGGUGUCUUCCCAGUUGCAUCACUACCAGGCUCAGCAAAGGGUUCAACAACUACCUGAUAAUAGUUACCCUGGAAGAGAUCCUGGGCAAGCUGCUGGGGAGAACCAGUAUACCACCCAGAAGGUGAGACAGAGCCAAUGGGACAGAGGUGGGCCGAACAUCCAGAAUCAGAUUUCACCAUAUGCAUAUAAUGAUGGUCAAAGUGCUGAGGGUAAACGAUCCUUUUAUGAUGGACAACAAUCUGAUCUGAAGGUUGGUCUAGAAAAGCAACCAAGAAAGGAAUUGAGGGACCAGCCUCGUACCGAUAAGAUUGAAGCAAGGCGCGAUGACUAUAAUCUUCCUCGUACAUUUGAAAGUCUAGAGCAGAGUUUUCGUGAAGACAUCGUGGUCCUAUCCAAGGAACUAAAUGAUGCAGAGGAUGCUGAAAAUACUAGGCACAGGGAGAGAUUGAACGAAAUAAAUGCACAGUAUCAUGAGAAACUAUUGGCACUUCGAGCUCGGCAGACAGCCUAUCGAGAAGAAUUCCUGCGCAAAGAGUCUCUGGAACGCCAACAGCAAUACCAAAAGGCCAGCAUAAGCAAUUAUGCAAAUAAUGUUGUGCCUAGGGAACCACGUGGCUAUCCUCCAACAGCUGCAGCCACGCCUCCUCCUGCUGCUGCUCCCUCUGGAAGUUCUUAUGGAGAGGCUCAUCGUUAUGCAUCUGGUCAGUAUGAAUCCUUUGGGGAGCGGCCAGAUUACCCAGAGUUCCAUGGUGGGGGCCAAGGUCGCGAUCAUGGUUUUGAGCACCGUGGUCAUCAAUACCCUGGCGGUUGUGCUUAUAACUCUGGCGGGCGCAGAUUCUAAAGAUGGCUUGGUUGAACAGUCAGCCAUUUUGGCCUCACUUCACCUGGUCUUAUCUUUCCGUGGAAAGCUUAAAGUAAAUUUCUGUAGAAGCUUAGUUCCAGCCUCCUCUGAAUGUAAACACUUGUAAAACCUGUUUUUCGAUUCUGUGCCGCUAUUUAUUCAAGCGAUGAUCAUUUUCUUCAGUAGCCUGCCUAAAAUUCUCCAAUUCUCGACUCUUGCACAUGUAGCUGUUUGUGCUUUGCAACCUCACCAGUGUUGCUUUGGAUUCGUAAUUUUAUAGAGGAGAAAGGGAACACUAUAUGGGUGUUGUUUGGCUA